AUGAACCCCCGGUCUCGAUGUGGUGCCUGUGUAGUCUUAAAUAGAGGAUGUCAUCCACAGUGCAUUUUUGCUCCUUAUUUUCGUUGUGAGAGUGGUACUGCUCAUUUUGCUACUGUUCGUGAAGUUUAUACUAUCAGAAAUGUCGUCAACCUCUUGACUCCGCUUUCGGGUGAGAGUGCAGUCAUAUCUCACAUUCUUGCUCUUCAGCAACAGGUUAGUGAGCUGCAAGCCUAUCGAGCUUAUUUGCAAGAUUCACUAUUCGCAUAUUAUUCUUCGCAUCCCCAACUUGUUCCUCCAUUUGAUCCAAAUUUCAACUGGAGCUCUAGUCCUCCCACCAUCCCAGAGGCUACUCUACCUCACCCUGGCGAAACGAGCAGCAGCCAGAUGCCGCUCUUGGAUGACCUUGAUGAGCUAGGUCCAGUCAUCUUUGGCCACCGCCGACGUCCUUGA
Molecule: messenger RNA, 450 nt
Organism: Diospyros lotus (date-plum)
Lineage: Eukaryota; Viridiplantae; Streptophyta; Magnoliopsida; Ericales; Ebenaceae
Product: LOB domain-containing protein 18-like
Exons: 2
Coding region: 1-450 (149 amino acids)
Biological process (GO): positive regulation of DNA-templated transcription; hormone-mediated signaling pathway
Cellular component (GO): nucleus
Source: RefSeq, a predicted model, not a curated record